Molecule: messenger RNA, 4529 nt
Organism: Nothobranchius furzeri (turquoise killifish)
Lineage: Eukaryota; Metazoa; Chordata; Actinopteri; Cyprinodontiformes; Nothobranchiidae
Product: NLR family CARD domain-containing protein 3
Biological process (GO): intracellular signal transduction
Molecular function (GO): protein binding
Source: RefSeq, a predicted model, not a curated record
CCAGGAGGAGGCGUUCAUCCCAAACCUACAGACUUCCUCUGGGUUCCUCUGUAACGCAUCGGUGUGUCAGGUUUCACUCAUGAAAGAGUCACGCCGCUGUUAGCCAAUGAGAGUUGAGAUAUUUAGAUGUCACAGGGGUGGACACCAGGGUUGGUAAAGUUCAGAUGUAAUGAUCUCACACACACACACACACACACACACACACACACACACACACACACACACACACACACACACACACACACACACACACACACACACACACACACACACACACACACACACACACACCUUUAGUUCUGCCUCCAGCCAGAGCACCAUCACACCUCAGCUCCAGGCAGAAGACUGACUCCUGCCUCUGACUGAAGGGUUGUCUUUGUCUCCAUCUAGUGAUGAUAAGAUGAAACUACUCCAGGCUUCCUGCUGCCAGUCAGACUGGUUUAGUCGUUUCUUACCGUCAGUCAGGCGUGUUUCAGACUUAAAUUAUGAGGAUGUGAAGACAAGAAGCUGCUACUUCUCUCCAAACGCUUCCUGACUCACGACGGAGGGAGAGAGCCAACGAGGUCAUCUGCAGGGAGUUUAACCGGUCUGGACUGAACCAUGGAUCAGAUGCAACGUGAAGUCCCAGCGACUGAAUCCACACCGUCUGGAAAGCCUGAGAUUCCGAUCAAACAUCAGAGUCACCAGCAGCUCAGCAGAGUCUCUGAAACGGAACCAGACCCUGAUUCCAAACGCGUGUCGCUGAAAAGCGACCAAUCAAAGGAAGCUCCUCUCAAGUUUAAAGGACUCGAUCCUGAUGAAACACAGUUAAAACUGAAGAACUCAGAGGAUCUUAAGAGUCAUGUAACACCCCAAAUCAGCCUCCCCUUCAUAUUUAUGUGUCUGGAAGAGAACAUAAUCCGUUUUGUUAAGAAGGAGCUGAAGAAGUUCCAGGAAGCUCUGAGUCCAGCAGAUCCAGAAUGCUUUGACAGUCAGGAUGAUGAAGAGGAGCUGGGAUGUGAGGAGGAGGAACGAAGGCGAAGAAACAGAGAAUCACUUCUGAACAUCACUCUGAACCUUCUGAAGAAAAUGAAGCAGGAGGACGUGGCUGAUCUUCUGCAGAGCAGAAUGAGCGCCCCAUUGUGCCAAAGCAAACUUAAAGAAAACUUGAAAACCAAGUUCCAGGUUGUGUUUGAGGGGAUCGCUAAAUCAGGAAACCCGACGCUCCUGAACCAGAUCUUCACAGAGCUCUACAUCACAGAGGGAGAGACCGGAGGGGUCCACCAUGAACACGAGGUCAGACAGAUAGAAGCAGCUUCUAGGAAACCUCACAGACCAGAGACCACCAUCAGACAUGAAGACUUCUUAAAGGUCCCACCUGGAAGAGAUGAACCAAUCAGAACAGUGAUGACUAAAGGAGUGGCCGGCAUCGGGAAGACCGUCCUAACCCAGAAGUUCACUCUGGACUGGACUGAAGAUAAAACCAACCAGAACAUCCACUUCAUGUUUCCGUUCACCUUCAGAGAGCUGAAUGUGCUGAAAGAGAAGAAGUUCAGCUUGGUGGAACUUGUUCAUCACUUCUUCUCUGAAACCAAGAACAUCUGCAGCUUUGAAGAGUUCCAGGUGGUCUUCAUCUUUGAUGGUCUGGAUGAGUGUCGGCUUCCUCUGGACUUCCACAACAACCAGGUCCUGACUGAUGUUACAGAGUCCACCUCAGUGGAUGUUCUGCUGACCAACCUCAUCAAGGGAAACCUGCUUCCCUCUGCUCGCCUCUGGAUCACCUCAAGACCUGCAGCAGCCAAUCAGAUCCCUCCUGAGUGUGUUGGCAUGGUGACAGAGAUCAGAGGGUUCACUGACCUCCAGAAGGAGGAGUACUUCAGGAAGAGUUUCAAAUAUAAGAAGCAAACCAACAGGAUCCUGUCCCACCUGAAGAAUUCACGAAGUCUCCACAUCAUGUGCCACAUUCCGGUCUUCUGUUGGAUCACUGCUACGGUUCUGAAGAAAGUUUUUAAAAACCUGAAGGAAACGGAGCUUCCCACAACCCUGACUGAGAUGUACAUCCACUUCCUGGUGGUCCAGACCAAAGUGAAGCAGGUUAAGUAUGAUGGAGGAGCCGAGACAGAUCCACACUGGAAUCCAGAGAACAAGAAGAUGAUGGAGGCUCUGGGAAAACUGGCUUUUGAUCAGCUGCAGAAAGGACACCUGAUUUUCUACGAGUCAGACCUGAUAGAGUGUGGCAUCAACAUCAGAGCAGCUUCACUUUACUCAGGAGUGUUCACACAGAUCUUUAAAGAGGAGAGAGGACUCCACCAGGACAAGGUCUUCUGCUUCGUCCAUCUGAGUGUUCAGGAGUUUCUGGCUGCUCUUCAUGUCCAUCUGACCUUCAUUAACUCUGGAAUCAACUUGUUUAAAGACCAACAAACAGCCUCUCGUUUGUCCAAGAUGCUUAAAGACAAAUCAAAAUUAAGAAUUCUCUACAAGUGCGCGGUGGACAAGGCCUUAGAGAGCCCAAACGGUCACCUGAACCUGCUCCUCCGCUUCCUCCUUGGUCUUUCACUGCCAGCCAAUCAGAUUCUCCUACAAGGUCUUCUAACUCAUACAGGAAAUGUGCUGGAUGCAAAUCAAAAGGCUGUUGAGUACAUCAAGAAGAAGAUCAGCAAGAACCUGCCAGCAGAGAAGAGCAUCAACCUGUUCCACUGUCUGAAUGAACUCCAUGAUCGUUCUCUGGUAGAGGAGAUCCAACAGUCUCUGAGGUCUGGAAGUCUUUCCACGGAUAACCUGUCUCCUGCUCACUGGUCUGCUCUGGUCUUCAUCCUUCUGUCAUCAGACAAAAAUCUGGAUGUGUUUGAACUGAAGAAGUACUCAGCUUCUGAGGAGGCUCUCCUGAUGCUGCUGCCUGUGGUCAAAGUCUCCAACAAAGUUCUAUUAAGUGGCUGUAACCUCUCAGAGAGAAGCUGUGAAGCCCUGGCCUCCAUCCUGAGCUCCAGGUCUUCUAGUAUCAGAGAUCUGGACCUGAGCAACAACAACCUGCAGGAUGCUGGAGUGAAGCUGCUGUGUGGAGGACUCAAAAGUCCAAACUGUAGACUGGAAUCUCUCAGUCUCUCAGGUUGCCAGGUAACACAGGAAGGAUGCACUUCACUGGCUUCAGCUCUGAACUUCAAUCCCUCACAUUUAAAAGAUCUGGACUUGAGCUACAACCAUCCUGGAGACUCAGGAGAGAAGAUGCUGACUGGAAAGCUGAAGGAUCCAUGCUGCAGGCUGGACACUCUCAGUUUUGACCAAUCAGGAGAACAAAGGCUCAUCCCUGGUUUGAGGAAAUAUGCCUGCCGACUCACUCUGGACCCAAACACGGCCCACAAGGAGCUUCUCCUGUCUCUGAAUAAGAGGAAAGUGACGGUGGCCCAGAAGUAUCCUUGCAUGGAUCAUCCAGAGAGAUUUGACCAUUUGCCUCAGCUGCUGUGUGGAAACGGUCUGGCUGGCCGCUGUUACUGGGAGGUGGACUGGAGAGGGGUGGUUAAAGUGGCGGUGACUUACAGAGGAAUCUGCAGGAAAGGGAAUAAGUGUGACAGCAUUUUCGGACGGAACGACCGGUCGUGGAGUCUCCUCUGCUCUGAAGGAGGGUACUCCGUGUGGCACGACAACCGAGAGACCAUCAUCCCUCUUCCUCCUUCGUCCCUGGUCUCUAAGAAAGUAGCCGUCUACCUUGACUGUCCUAGUGGUACCUUGUCCUUCUACAAAGUCUCCGACACGCUGGUCCACCUCCACACUUUCAGAAACACCUUCACUGAACUUCUGUAUCCUGGCUUUGGCUUUGGCUUUGGUUGGGGGUCCUGCUUCGGUUUCUCUGUGACAUUGUGUGAGCUGUGAUUGUGUUUGAUCGUUGUCGAGUCUCAGCUCAAGAGCCAAAAUGCAAAAACUUCACACUAAAUCCUAAUUUUAGUAAAUAACCUUCAGGCAAAAAGCUGAACAUCAAAGCAACAACAAAUGAAAAAUCAGGGCAUCGUGUGGCGGGCGUUAAUCUAGUUAGUACUCCUGUUAAAUUUAUGUGCUUUAUUUUCGCAAACGGCCGGCACAAGAAAACAACAGAGGAAGAGACGUCUCUCUGCAUCAGCCAGCAGGAAAACAUCAGAAAACACGCAGAGUUACUAAAUGUUUUGAGUAGAAAAGAUUCCUGCAGCAGCAGAGCUACGUGCUGCUGUGUGUCAUCUAUUACCCUAAGGCAGGCCCAGGGCACCAAAAAGGCCAGGUGUGUGUGCGCGCGCGUGUGUGUGUGUGUGUGUGUGUGUGUGUGCGUGUGUGUGCCGUCGUUCCAGCAUCACCUCGCCCCUCCCACCUGCUGAAAGCUUCAAACCAAUCAGAGGAAGGACAACCAGGCUGACUAUUGGUUUAUCUUUAGAAGCUCCGCCCCCUCAGGUAGGCUACACAUUCCUGCACGAGCAUCAUUUUCAGUGUCUAAACUGAGCUGUGUCAUUGCAAUGAACCUUUUUCCUGUUUUUGUUUUAAUCUGAGUUUUAUCUUUUUGUUUUAAAACUUUAAAAAUAAAGACUUUG